AUGUCAUCAAGUGAAGCUAGAGAUCAUACGUUGACUCCAAGGCUUAAUGAGUUCCUGACUAAAAGCGACAUUGAGUAUGCUGGAAAAUUUUUUAAGCUACAGGAAUCGUCAAAAUUGAGUUAUAUAGAUUUUCGAAGUUUCUUGAAUCGUUUUAAUCUCACUUAUCAUGAUGACGACUUCCUUAAUCUUUGUCUGAAGAUGGAUCCAAAUCGCGAUAAUUUCAUCACUUGGAAAGAGUUCGUUUCAUAUCUUUUUCUUGAACUCCAAAUUGAUGAUAAUGCUCAAGAUGCUUUGUCAACAACGCUUCCAAUUGCACAACCCGCAAAUAUUUUCCUAUCGAAAAAUCGAAGCGACAUUUUGAGGAUUCACUUCAUAGACAACAAUUUUGUUUUUGCUUCAACAGAUUCACAUGGAAUUUAUGUAACAAUUGGGUGCUUUGGUGAUAUUUGCUUUUGGUCGUUGAAGUGGAGAAUGAAAAGUAUUAUUUUUGCUGAUGAAGUUCCCGAAACAGAAUUACCAAUAAUCGAAUUAUCUGACAAGAAACUAAUUAAAAAAUCCUCAAAAACGUUGAUUCUCGAUGCUGUCAUACUCACAGAUCUGAAAAUAAUUUGCAUUUCGUCGGUGUGCUGUGAUUUACGAUUUUACGAUUGCUCCACGAUAAAUAAAUGCAUUUUACGGCUUUAUGUCAGAAACUUUCCAUACCUUAUCAGUGCACUUCACUACCAUAAACCAAUUGACAACAAAAGAAAUGCACAAUUAAUUAUCGGAGAUUUCAAUGGAACUGUUCGCGUUAUUGAUUUCAUGAAGAAUUUUGAAUUAGAUUUUCGUACUGGUUCGAUAUUGCGUCAACUAUCUCACAGUGAAUUAAUGAAGAACAUACACGGAACAAUGAAAUGCAGAGAGUUUGUCCGAACCCAUCAAGAUGUUGUUACUCAAGUAUCAUUCAUUGAGUCGGUCAACAGUUUCAUAUCAUCAGCACAGAACAUCUUAUCAAAAAGCUCUUAUGCACCAAGUGUUGUGAUACAAAGUCUUAGUGACAUUCAUUCUCAUUCGAAUCCUCAAGUUGUUUUCAGAAUGAAUGGUGGGACAACUUGCUUUGAUUUUCAUCAACCAUCAAAAAUGUUGGCAACAGGUGGACCUGACUUUGUAUUGCGUCUUUGGGAUUAUCACAUGCCUAAAAAGAUGAAAGCGUCGAUGGUUGGACAUAAUUCGGGAAUUCAAAGCAUCUUCUUUCAAGACUCUGCCACUAAACUCUACUCAAUGGAUAAAAAUAAGAUUGUCAAUGUGUGGGAUGUCAAACAAGCUCGCUUGUUACAAACUUUUCAAGACCUGACUAAAACAUUCACAAAAAAUGUUUCUGUCUCAGCAUUUUACAAUGAAGAUUUUCGUGAAUUUAUCGUCGCAUCGAGAAGAAUUGCAUACUUCAAAUGUCAGCCCAAGAUAGACUUAAACAAGACUGACGGCUUCACAGAUAUGUCUCCGAUUUCGCUUAUUUUGUUUAACAAACUUUUUGGGUUUCUCGUGACUUGUAGCAAGUCGAGCUCCAUAAUCAUUUGGGAUGUUUGGAGAGGACGUAAAGUCAACUUAAUUCUUGAAGCGCAUACUCGAUUGAAACAUAACGAGGUUGAUAUAACCGCUGGUUGUUUCGAUCCUACUCAGCUUUUUCUCUUAACCGCGGGUAGUGAUGGGACAUUAAAAGUUUGGGAUAUGAAAUCAAGCGAGUUACUUCGAUGUUUGACAGUAGAUGAACGCGUUGUUUCAGUGUUUUGGCUUGAGGAGAGAAUUAUCGUUGUCAGUCUGAAAGAUAUCACUGAACUUAUUGAUCUGAGUAGUAUGAAAGAAAAAAUUUCCUUUGGAAAAUGUUGGCGAAAAUGCCAUCAUGGUGAAAUCAAAUGUGCCACAGUUCAUGACUUAAAAAUAUUAGUCACAUCGUGUACAUCUGGUGAUAUCAUUUUCUGGAAUUCAGAAAUGGGUCAACCUUACAUGCGCUUCAAUGUCAAAGACCCCACGCAACAGUUACCAGCUGUUUAUAAGAAAAUUUUUCUUAAAAGCGAUGUUCACGUGAAGCAGAAUACGAGGAAACAAAAAACAAAACAAAACAAAACCCUGAAGAACUUUGAGGAAAGGCUCGACUUUAAUUUGGCACAAGACUCGUCUCCACUUAUGGUACAACGGCUUCUUUUCCUAUUGAAUCGACCAUCUCAUUUCACCAAUGGAACGAUUUUAGCAGCUCUGUCAAAUGGAAAAAUUCAAGUUUGGUCUCAUCACAAUCGAAGAGAACCAUUCAUUACGGAAUUUGAUACAAAUUGUAUGAAUGGAGAUGUCAUCACAGCAUUGGCAACCGACACUCAAAACCGAUAUUUAUUUGCUGGAUCACAUUUCGGCUACAUAAAAACGUGGAUGAUAUCAAACUUUUGGUAUGUUGUCGAUUGUAUUUUGUCGUCGACAAUCAAUGGGGAAAUUUUUACAAGUAAUCAAGUAAAUCCAAAGCUUUUGAACUGUUAUCAAGGUCACAAGAAGCCAAUAACAAAUUUGAUAUUUUCCGAUAGAAAUGAAAUCAUGAUUAGCUCAAGUUAUGAUAAAUCUGUGAGAUUUUGGAACUUAAGUGGACAAUAUAUUGGAACCAUUGGAAGUCCAAUGAAGUGGACAAAUUUAUCAGCAAACAAAGGAGUUCCGCCAGAUUUUAACUAUCGCAUCCCAUCUGACCUAAGAAGUGUUGAAAUUGAUGAUUUUGAUAUUGAGUCUCAGUCUCAAGUCUCAAAUAUUCCAAGAGAAAGUUCAGAACCCAAAACAGACGCCACAGGAAAUCUUCAAUUCCAUGACUUAGUUCAAAAAGCUCUUCAUACAGAGAAUGAAAAGAACGAAAAAUCCCAUCAGCGAUCAGAAAAACCAACACUUGACUUUUCCUUAGCUUAUAAGCAGCAUUAA
Molecule: messenger RNA, 2928 nt
Organism: Clunio marinus
Lineage: Eukaryota; Metazoa; Arthropoda; Insecta; Diptera; Chironomidae
Source: the annotation of a GenBank genome assembly